AUGGAGGCGCCGCCGCAGGAGGGCGAGGCCGAGGGCGCCGAGCACCGGCAUUCUAAGGGGGAGCGCCAGCGCCUGGCCGAGGCCGAGGAGGGCGAGCAGCCGCCGGCCGAGCUGCAGGAGGAGGCGGCCGCCGAGACGACGGGGCUGAGGAACCAGCAGCAGCGGCUGUGGCACCUCUUCCAGAUCUCAGCCACCGCCGUGGCCCAGCUCUACAAAGAUUCCGGGUGCCAACAGCCAGGACUGUCCUUGUGGGACCCCUUCCAGAACGCGGCCGUGGCCGUGACCAGCCUCUACAAAGAGAGUGGGGAUGCCCACCAACGAAGUUUUGACCUGGGCGUCCAGGUGGGCUGCCAGCGGCGCGUCCGAGACGUGCUGGAGUGGGUGCAAAAAGGCCGAAGCAUCAUUCGCCGGGAAGACCUGAUCAGUUUCCUGUGUGGCAAAGGGCCUCCCGCCCCGCCACCGCCGGGGACCCCCAGGACACCCCCGAAACCGCCCGCCGGGGCGGCCAGCCAGGCGGGGGCCACCGAGGCCGGCUCGUCGGUGGACGUGGAUCUGCAGCCUUUCCACGAGGCCAUCGCCCUGCACGGCCUCAGCGGGGCCAUGGCGAACAUCAGCGUGCGGUCUGGCGCGCCCGGCUCUCCGCCACAUGACGGCGGCGUGGCCAGUGGGGCGCGCCGAAAAAGUAGCUUCUCUGAGGACAACUUGAACCCCUUCGAUUCGGAAGAACUGGCCCUCCAUCUGGACAGUGCUGGAACCCGUAAGCGCCCCUCGGCCCAGUGCGGCGAUGGCAUCACAGAUUCUCCAACCCACAAGCGCAACCGAAUGGUCUAAACCGCUGCAUGGUCUAAACCGCUAAAUGGCGCAAACCGCCGCCAUGGUCGCCGGCCGCCAUAUUGCUUGAGAGCUAACUUGACCUUCAACUUGCUUGUCGAAAGGGUACUCGAGACCAUCUCUCUUCCUCCUCUAAGUUAAACAGAGAUUUCUAUCAGUUUUUCCGUCAAAGAACUUUGAAAGUGUUCCAGAAGAGGCCUCACUUGACUCUUUGUGAAAAAUAUAAUCCUAGCAGAGAACAUCAAAUAUCAUAUAGUAGUUA
Molecule: messenger RNA, 1093 nt
Organism: Loxodonta africana (African savanna elephant)
Lineage: Eukaryota; Metazoa; Chordata; Mammalia; Proboscidea; Elephantidae
Gene: HAPSTR2
Product: HUWE1 associated protein modifying stress responses 2
Exons: 1
Coding region: 1-831 (276 amino acids)
Source: RefSeq, a predicted model, not a curated record